AUAUUACUAAGCAAUAGGCACUGGGAAAACAAAGAAAUACCAGUAAGGACUCUUGGGUUCAGUGGAAGAGGCUGUGCAAACAGGUAAAUCCUGAACUUGAGAGGGAGCAAGGCAAGGACGACCUUCAGCUGUCAGACGCAGGCUGGAGCCUCAGGGCACUUGAAGUUUCAAACUGAGCAGCCACUGGGGUGGGGUGGGGUGGUUAUUCCAGGAAAAGCCUUAGAACAAGCAAAGACUAACAGUUCUGGGAAACCAAGAAAACAAAUCAGUGUGUUUCAACAGUCAACCACUUGUAGUCCGCUUUUAUGUUAUUACUGUUGCUAUGUCUCCAUAUUAUGUAUACUAAAUUGAUUUUUAAAAAUGCAAAUGAGUUUUUAAAACCAUGACUUUCUAUUGUUGCCGUAAAGUCACCACUCGUUAUAAAAUUGAAGCUUAUUCUUUAACUAUCAGGUUUAGUUCUAGUUUCUGGAUAAAAGGGAUAAAAGGGGUGACCAGGACGCGAUGAGGAUAAAUUAACGUAAGAUAGAAGUAGAUACCACAUGGAACACUGACGUGAGAGGGUUACUACAGUAGAGAGGAGUCCUUGGAGACGUUAUCUGAGUCGGAGACUAAAGCACCUUAACCUCUAAAAUGAAAACCAGGACAUUACAUUUCAGCCCAGAGCGGCUGCUCGCAAAAGCGGGGCACGCUCACACCCAACUGACUUUCCACAAGAAAAGAGAUCCAAAGACCAGGGAUCGCUCAGGCCGGUCCAAUUCCAUCGGAAUCCACUGAAUCUCUGCGAGGCUCCCCGGCAGGAAGUAUCCCGCCCAGCGCACAAACACUGCAGGGUGUUUACGAGGCGCACGCUGAAACCACCCUGUGACAAAUCAGUAAACCGAAGCAAGACAAGUCCACUCUCAACCCCACAGUAGCAAAGCACAACCCUGGGAUAUGAAGCCCGAAGGCCGCUUCCAGUCCGGCCAGCAGGAGCCAGGCAGAACCCGGAAGACUGCCACCCUCGCGGCGCUGUGGCCUAGGCGUGGCUCAAAAGGAGAACUAAGGAACGACGGGACGCGAGCAUGCGCAGUGGCGGCCUCGGCGCUAGGGGAGGGCUCCCGCGGCGGACGUCGACACGCAGGCGUCGGAGCCGGAGCCCCGUGGGGAGGAGGGCGAAGACUCCAUCCGCCAUGUUGGAUGCCGCAGAUUCGCCAUAACCUCUCCGGCUCUUUUCUUAAAAAAAUAAAAAUAAAAAGCGAAGCGUUAGAAGGCCGCCCUGCCUUCUCGGUCGGCACGGGAGGGGACCCAGAAGAACCCGAAGCUUUUUUUUCCUCUGCGGUGUGGCCGUUGCCAUGGAGACGCAGGCGGCAGAAAACACGGCCAUUUUCAUGUGUAAAUGUUGUAAUCUCUUCUCGCCAAACCAGUCAGAACUGCUCUCCCAUGUCUCUGAGAAGCACAGGGAUGAAGGAGUUAAUGCAGAUGACAUCAUCAUUCCCCUGAGGCCCCUGAGUACUCCUGAACCCUCCAACCCCAGCAAAGAGGGAGACGAGUUUUUGGUCAUGAAGAGGAAGAGAGGCAGACCUAAGGGGUCUACAAAGAAGCCCAGUGUGGAAGAGGAGCUGGCAGAAAACACGGCAAGUCCAAGCGAGAAUGGGAAGCUGGCCCCGGAGGAAGGGAGUGGCCUGGCACCCAGCAGCCUGGAGUGCAGCAAGUGCUGUCGCAAGUUCUCCAACCCGCGCCAGCUGCGGAAGCACAUCUGCAUCAUCGUGCUGAAUCUGGGCGAGGAGGAAGGAGAAGCAGGUAAUGAGUCAGAUCUUGAACUGGAAAAGAAGUAUAAGGAAGACGAUCGAGAAAAGGCCCCCAAAAGACCUCGGUCCCAGAAAACAGAGAAAGUCCAGAAGAUUUCCUCAGGAAAGGAGGCAAGGCAGCUGUCUGGAACAAAGAAACCCAUCAUCAGUGUGGUUCUAACUGCUCACGAAGCCAUUCCAGGUGCUACCAAGAUUAUCCCAGUGGAGGCUGGGCCCCCAGAGACUGGAGCAGCAAAUCCAGAGACCUCCGCAGUGGACCUGGUGCCGCGGAGAGGGUACCAGGAGUAUGCCAUUCAGCAGACCCCCUAUGAGCAGCCGAUGAAGUCAAGCAGGCUAGGUCCCACCCAACUGAAGAUCUUCACUUGUGAAUAUUGCAACAAGGUCUUCAAAUUCAAGCACUCACUGCAGGCCCACCUGCGGAUCCACACCAAUGAGAAGCCAUAUAAGUGCCCCCAAUGCAGCUAUGCCAGUGCCAUCAAGGCCAACCUCAACGUGCACCUACGCAAGCACACCGGCGAGAAGUUCUCCUGUGACUACUGCUCUUUCACCUGCCUCAGCAAAGGCCACCUCAAGGUGCACAUUGAGCGGGUGCACAAGAAGAUCAAGCAGCACUGCCGCUUUUGCAAGAAGAAGUAUUCCGAUGUCAAGAACCUCAUCAAGCACAUACGGGACACGCACGACCCACAGGACAAGAAAGUCAAGGAGGCCCUGGAUGAGCUCCGCCUGAUGACAAGGGAGGGCAAGCGGCAGCUGCUCUAUGACUGUCACAUCUGUGAGCGCAAGUUUAAGAAUGAACUGGACCGGGACCGCCACAUGCUAGUCCAUGGUGACAAGUGGCCCUAUGCUUGUGAGCUCUGUGGCCAUGGGGCCACCAAGUACCAGGCACUGGAGCUGCACGUGAGGAAGCACCCCUUUGUAUAUGUCUGUGCCAUUUGCCUCAAGAAGUUUGUCAGCUCCAUCAGGCUGCGCUCCCACAUCAAAGAGGUGCAUGGGGCAGCCCAGGAGGCCCUGGUCUUUACCAGUUCCAUCAACCAGAGCUUCUGCCUCCUGGAGCCAGGAGGGGACAUCCAGCAAGAAGCCCUGGGAGACCAGCUGCAGCUUGUAGAAGAGGAGUUUGUGUGUCGCGAGGUAGAUGCACUUAAAGAGGAGGCUGGUCCUGAGGAUACUCGGUGUGAGGAGGAGCAGAAGGAGCUGGAAGUCCCUGUGGAAUUGCCUGCCCCAGAGAUGCCCUUGGCCAGCCCCCAGGCUGAAAGUGAUGCCCUGCCACCCUGCGAGCUGGAAACCACUGUGGUCUCAGCAGAUCUGCAUUCUCUUGCUGUGGUUUCUGAUGAUUUUUUAUUAAAAAAUGAUACCUCCUCUACUGAGGCUCAUGCUGCUGCUGAGAAGAAUUUGGACUCCCAGCAUGAAGGCUCAGCCCAGACUCAGGGUGAAGAAAUCAUGCUACUCCUAUCUAAGACCAAAAGUCCUAGGCCUGCCCCAGAGACCCAGAGUGCCAAGAGCCCUCCAAAUGAAGGCCAGCAAGUGACUUCCCUCCCAGCAUGUGAACCUGAUCCCAGCAGAUGUCUUAGGCCAAACCCAACUGAGGCCUCAGACCUCCUUCCUCCAGUGGCCAGUGUGGGGGACACUGAUGUGCACCAGCCUGACUUUUGUAAACCUGCCUCUGAGCACCAGCCUGGCAGCACUGCUUUCAUGAAGGUACUGGACAGUUUGCAGAAGAAGCAAAUGAACCCUGGCCUGUGCGAGAGGAUCCGGAAGGUGUACGGAGACCUGGAGUGUGAAUAUUGUGGCAAACUUUUUUGGUACCAAGUGCAUUUUGACAUGCAUGUCCGCACCCACACCCGAGAACAUCUGUAUUAUUGCUCCCAGUGUCAUUAUUCUUCCAUCACCAAAAACUGCCUUAAACGCCAUGUAAUUCAGAAACACAGUAACAUCUUGCUGAAGUGUCCCACUGACGGCUGUGACUACUCGACUCCAGAUAAAUAUAAGCUACAGGCACAUCUUAAAGUCCAUACAGAGCUGGACAAAAGGAGCUAUUCUUGUCCUGUGUGUGAAAAGUCUUUUUCAGAAGAUCGAUUGAUAAAGUCACAUAUCAAGACCAACCAUCCUGAGGUCUCCAUGAGCACCAUUUCUGAGGUUCUUGGGAGGCGGGUGCAACUGAAAGGGCUGAUUGGAAAGAGAGCCAUGAAGUGCCCAUACUGUGAUUUCUACUUCAUGAAGAAUGGCUCAGAUCUUCAGCGUCACAUCUGGGCUCAUGAAGGUGUGAAGCCCUUCAAAUGUUCCUUGUGUGAGUAUGCUACUCGUAGCAAGAGUAACCUUAAAGCUCAUAUGAAUCGUCACAGCACUGAGAAGACUCACCUGUGUGACAUGUGUGGGAAGAAAUUCAAAUCAAAAGGGACGUUGAAGAGUCACAAGCUCCUUCACACAGCUGAUGGAAAGCAGUUCAAGUGCACAGUGUGUGACUACACAGCAGCCCAGAAGCCCCAAUUGCUGCGGCACAUGGAACAGCAUGCCUCCUUUAAGCCUUUCCGUUGUGCUCACUGCCAUUAUUCCUGCAACAUCUCUGGCUCCCUCAAGAGGCACUACAACCGGAAACACCCCAGCGAGGAGUAUGCCAAUGUGGGCAGUGUGGAGCUUGCAGCCGAAGCACUCAUCCAGCAAGGUGGUUUGAAGUGUCCUGUUUGCAGCUUUGUGUAUGGUACCAAAUGGGAGUUCAACAGGCACUUGAAGAACAAGCAUGGCUUGAAGGUGGUGGAAAUUGAUGGAGACUCCAAGUGGGAGUCAACAGCAGAAACUCCUGAGGAGCCCUCCACGCAGUAUCUCCACAUCACAGAAGCUGAAGAAGAUGUUCAGGGGACACAGGCGGCUGUGGCCGCGCUCCAGGACCUGAGAUAUACCUCUGAGAGUGGUGACCGCCUCGACCCCACAGCUGUGAACAUACUACAGCAAAUCAUCGAGCUGGGCACUGAGACACACGACGCUGCUGCUGUAGCCUCAGUGGUUGCCAUGGCACCUGGGACAGUGACUGUGGUAAAACAGGUCACUGAAGAGGAGCCCAGCUCCAACCACACGGUCAUGAUCCAGGAGACCCUUCAGCAAGCCUCCGUGGAGCUGGCCGAGCAGCACCAUCUGGUGGUGUCCUCUGACGACGUGGAGGGCAUCGAGACGGUGACUGUGUACACUCAGGGUGGGGAAGCCUCGGAGUUCAUCGUUUACGUGCAGGAGGCCAUGCAGCCUGUGGAGGAGCAGGCCGGGGAGCAGCCAGCCCAGGCGCUCUAGAGGAUGUGGCCUUGCCAGGGCACAGGAUGGGCUGUUGAGCACCGGAGCAGGAGCCCACCCGGCCACAUGGCCUGUGUGGCAGCACAGUCCUCUGCACCCCCAGCGGCCCAAGUGAGGCUUGUUCAGGUGGUUACGGUGACUGCAUCACCAGCAGUGUGGGGCCCUGGACCCAGCACGGACUCACAGACACACCCUCCUUACCAAUACCAUCUGCUUCAGAAGGAUCUCUGCAUCCGCCCUUCUGCCCAUGUCACCCCUUGCUUCCAGAUCUAAACUGAGACCAUCCCAUCAGCAUCUUCCCGGAAUCACAUCCCAGCCCCUGGCCCCGCUGCCCAUCCCUGCCUAGGCCCCGUGCAGUCCAGUGAAAGGGAGACAGCCAUCCCACAGCAAGUGACCUUAUGGCUGAUGAGUGGCGCUGGGUGGGUGGGUGGGUGGGUGGGAUUGUCCUAGUGCUCUCCCCAGGGUCCCGCCCUCCUCAAGUUCAGUGGUGCUUGGGAUCAAGUGGAAAAACCACCUUCCCUGUCACAAGGUCCCAGCUGGCCAUUUUGGAGUUCUUUGGCUUUUAAGAAAAAUGCACUUUUACCCUUUGCCCCCCAUUCUGAGAGAUGAGGCGGGUGGAAUAAAAGUGUUCUUUGCCUGUG
Messenger RNA from Cavia porcellus (domestic guinea pig), 5704 nucleotides. RefSeq names its product zinc finger and AT-hook domain containing (gene Zfat). Lineage: Eukaryota; Metazoa; Chordata; Mammalia; Rodentia; Caviidae. Gene Ontology annotation, molecular function: DNA-binding transcription factor activity, RNA polymerase II-specific; RNA polymerase II cis-regulatory region sequence-specific DNA binding. The coding region runs from base 1332 to 5063 and encodes 1243 amino acids. The record is from RefSeq and is a predicted model, not a curated record. The transcript is spliced from 16 exons. Gene Ontology annotation, biological process: regulation of DNA-templated transcription.